CAGCAUGCACUUUAUACAAGGUGCAAUCACUGUCUGUAUGGUGGUAGGACAUGCCAGUGCGGAGCCUGUAUGGCCGCAUAUGGAUCAGACCUCGCGCGCUUCAUUUCGCAGGAAGAUCGCCGCACCAGGAUUUGACAUAGGUGUCCUAUUUGGGCGUGUAUCGCUGCACCAGGAUCGGACAUAUGGGCGCCUUGUCUGGAGUCCUAUGAUCCCCUCCUCCACGAUGAAUCAUCAUUGAAGAGAUGGGUUCUCCGUCGAGGUGCCUCAUUGGUACCUACUUUGCCCGAGUCGUGGUAAGUUACAACUGGGCCAGUCCGGGUGGCGGGUCGUUAGUUGUGAUUGGUGAUAGCGGUAAACAAAGUCCACGUAUCAUAAAGCUUGGACAUCGUGUCUCUGUGUAUGCGAUGUCCAAGUCAGAUACGGCGAAGCUGCGCCCUUGGACUGUUCAGUUUGCUGCAACCUCAACCAUUCUGCCGAGUACUAUGUCUACCCUACAACUCAAUUUGAACCCUACGAUGGGCAGUGUGUUAAUUGGCGCACUUUUCUCCGCAUUGUUCUACGGCUCGACAUUGGCUCAAGUCGCGUAUUACUCUUGGCACUAUCUGCGCCGCGACAGACUACUCGUGAAGACACUCGUGUUCUGCACAUUGACGCUCGACACGGUCAUAACCAUCUCGGACGUCGGCAUUGUAUGGUCCUACGUUGUCCAGGGCCACGCGCAGCUACUUGCCCUUACCGUCGUGCCGAAAAUUUUUGCAGUGCAAUAUGCGAUGUUGCGCGCGACUAUAUGCGUUGUUCAAAUCUUCUAUAUCCACGGAAUUUGGCGACUAUUUGGGCAGUCCAGAUCAACGUAUAACUUAAUGCGACUGACAGUGACUAUCCCCCCCAUGGUACUGUCUCUACUGGCUUUCAUAUCCGGCCUCGUGGGAGUCUACGAUACUGCUACGCACGGCUGGAUUAUCACGAAUACUCUUCGCCCAGACGUGGUACCGAGCGCAAUCAAUAAUUGUGCCGCUGCAGGGGCGGACGUAUGUAUAUGCAUUGCCCUCUGUUGGAUGUUGCGCAGCAGGAUGACGGGCUUCAAAAACACCGACAAUGUCAUCCGGACACUUACAGUCUACAUCGUCAACCGCGGGAUCCUCACGACCGUAAUACAGAUCGUUAAUCUAGGAAUGUUUCUGUCUUCCAUCGCACCCAGCACGUUGACGUGGUUCAUCUUCAACUGUGCGGGAGUCAAGAUGUAUGUUAACUCGAUGAUGGCCGUCCUGAAUGCUCGCCAACACCUGAAUUCCGGCAGUGACGAGGUGUCCUACGUAUCCGGCUUCACAGAAGGCACGGCUAACUUGAAGGUUGGCGCUAGGAAGGUUACAGCCACGGAUCCGGAGACUGUUUGCUUGGAUACGUACUGCGGAUGAUAGUCUGUCUCGCUAUCCUUAGUCGAGACUUCCUGACUCGUGGUGUCGUGGUGUUGCCGCUCUUGUCAGUCGAGGACGCCCGAGUAUGUGCUUCAGUGCCAGUGUACGCUGUUUCCACAACCACUAUGGCUCUAAUGCUAUGCUAUUCUAUUUUCCGGAAGUACUGACAAG
Messenger RNA from Fomitopsis serialis, 1586 nucleotides. RefSeq lists its product as uncharacterized. The record is from RefSeq and is a predicted model, not a curated record. NCBI's taxonomy places the organism in Eukaryota, Fungi, Basidiomycota, Agaricomycetes, Polyporales, Fomitopsidaceae. Bases 243 to 1415 code for a protein of 390 amino acids. The transcript has 21 exons.